Messenger RNA from Manihot esculenta (cassava), 1588 nucleotides. RefSeq names its product phenolic glucoside malonyltransferase 1. The record is from RefSeq and is a predicted model, not a curated record. Lineage: Eukaryota; Viridiplantae; Streptophyta; Magnoliopsida; Malpighiales; Euphorbiaceae. The coding region runs from base 97 to 1503 and encodes 468 amino acids. The transcript has 2 exons.
CGAUUGAAAUGGUUUUGUGGUUCGAGGAAUCACAUGAAGCGUUAACUGGGAGCUUCAAUAAAAGUGAAGGAAACCACCGGCUCUGUCCCUGUCUCCAUGGCAUCCCCUGACUCAGUAAGAGUACUUGAGGUCUGCCAGGUGGCUGCGGCCAGUGGCUCACCAGAGUCAGCCACCGCGUUAUCCCUCCCUAUAACAUUUCUUGAUGCAAGAUAUUUCAAGUUUCCUCCAGCUGAGCGCAUCUACUUUUUCAAGCUCCAUGGAUCAACCCCAACCUUUUUCCAUUCUGUACUUGUUCCGACACUCAAACACUCACUCUCGCAGACCCUCCGCCACUUCCUUCCUCUCGCUGGCCACCUCACUUGGCCACCUCAUUCUCCCAAACCCAUUAUUCUCUACUCUCCAAAUGAUGCUGUUUCGCUUACAAUUGCAGAGUCUGACGCCGAUUUAGAUCGCUUGGUAGGCGAUGAAAUCCGCGAAGCUUCUGAAUCAUGUCUUUGUGUGCCUGAGCUGCCAAUAUCAGACACAAAAGCAUCUGUAAUUGCUCUGCAAAUAACGCUUUUUCUUAAUAAAGGGUAUUCCAUUUCCAUUGCUAUGCACCACGCAGUUGUAGAUGGAAAGACAGCUUCUAUGUUCCUCAAAGCAUGGGCUCAUCUAUGCAAAAACACUUCAAAAGGACAAACUUUCACUUUGUCGCCGGAACUGACACCGUCUUUUGACCGAUCGACUAUCAAAGAUCCAGAUGAGCUCGAGUCAUUUUACUUGAAUCAUUGGGUAGCUACCACCAAAUUAGACUCGAAAUCCAACCCAAGAAGCUUAAAAUUACUGCCAAAUCUUUUAGGAGUGCCACCCAAAUUAGUUCGAGCCACAUUUCAGUUGAGUCGUGAAAACAUAGAGAAGCUCAGGGAAGCCGUAGUCAGCUACCACCAGCAUGGAGCUGCAGGGCUACAACCUACGAGAGAAGUUCGUUUAUCUACAUUUGUACUUACAUGUGCUUUUCUGUCAGUUUGCCUGGUGAAAGCUAGAGGAGGAGACGCUAAUAGAAUGGUAUACUUUCUGGUAGCUGCAGACUGUAGGAGCCGCUUAGAUCCUCCGAUCUCUCAGAAUUAUUUCGGCAAUGGUGUGUUUGUGCAUGAUACGGUUAUAGAAGCAAGAACUUUCAUGGAGGAAAAUGGAGUUGCUAUUAUAGCGGAGAAAAUUAGUGGUAUAAUAAAGGGGCUGGAGAAGGGACUUUUCAGAGGAGCGAAGGAGAGCCAUGAAAGGUUGAGAUCUACAGGAGCAGAUGUGCAAAAAAUUGGAAUUGCUGGAUCACCUCGGUUCCUGUAUUAUGAAGAGGAUUUUGGAUGGGGGAAACCCAACAAGGUUGAGAUUGCUUCUAUUGAUAGGAUACAUGGUGUUUCAUUGAUGGAGAGUAGAGAUGGAAAUGGAGGGAUUGAGAUUGGGAUAGUUAUGCAGAGGCAUGAAAUGGAGGCUUUUGCUUCCCUGUUUGUUCAAGGCCUGAAUUAAAGGCUGUUGGUUUCUUAAUCAUUUGAGCUCUGUGGUGUUUUCUGCUGUUAGAAUAAUUUAUAAUCAAGCUUGCUCAUUCUUUGGC